This is a messenger RNA of Symbiodinium sp. CCMP2592, 900 nucleotides long. The record is from the annotation of a GenBank genome assembly. Lineage: Eukaryota; Dinophyceae; Suessiales; Symbiodiniaceae.
AUGAAGUGUGCUAGCAUGGCGCGUAUUGGAAUCGCGCUCCUCUUACCAGUCGCACUUGCUGGUCGAGCAUGGUUUAAACAGGGUGGAAGCGAGAUCGGAGUGGCUGAAGCGCAUAUGCAUGAGUUGGUGAUAGAUCCUGAUGCCGAGUCGCCCCAGCCUGUGAAACAGGGAAUGUGGAGCAGACUCACGAGCUACUUCAAGGGCUCCUACGAGCCGGAUCCUGUCAUAAGCUUUACCGGGAAGCCCUACGACUAUACGCGCUUCUUUCGCACGUCCUGGACGGCUCUUCCCACAUCUAUGUUCCAGGGUGAUCUCCAGAUCUCCGGACCGCUCUACGGCAUCAUCAAGCUGCUGGAAGAAAGAGAGCUGCCAAUUUCUUGUCCUACACUCUGGGCAGACAAUGGCUUCCAUGUCCUCCUCUCCGUUACCCAACCCCCGCAAAAGAUCUCUUCCGCCGUUGCCAACGCGGCGAUGGCAGUGCUAACCUUUGGCCAGCUGCCGUCGCUCUUAUCACAAGUUUUGGGACCCAGCACUGAACAUGCCAAGCAUGCAGCGGACCUGGACUCCGUCCAUGUCACACUGGAGCAGGCCGACGCUCUUCACUUGGUGGAACAAGAGGCAGUUGAAGAGCAAGGUGCCAAUGCCACGAGAACCAAAUUCCAGCAGAUUCUGCACAAGUUCCACCAGACGAAGUUGUUGGUCCAGAGAGUGAUGGUCGAGAAGCGAAUCGUGAGACUGACACUUGGGCCAAAACGACCCGACUUGUAUUACAAUCUGGAGAUGAGUUGUGCAAGGGUCUCGGAGAACGGGAGGGCCUUGGUUCACUUCACGAAUUCCAGGGGAGAGAAGCUGCCGGUGACAACGCUGCAUUUGGCGGUUUAUAUCCUUGCUGUGGCUUGA